Molecule: messenger RNA, 1218 nt
Organism: Paracoccidioides lutzii Pb01
Exons: 2
Coding region: 1-1218 (405 amino acids)
Biological process (GO): regulation of transcription by RNA polymerase II
Cellular component (GO): chromatin
Molecular function (GO): RNA polymerase II cis-regulatory region sequence-specific DNA binding; DNA-binding transcription factor activity, RNA polymerase II-specific
Source: RefSeq, a predicted model, not a curated record
AUGGCGAGGACAUUCAAGAUCAUUGCAAAUACUAUGAGUGGUAAACACCUCCCAACUAGCACAAGCGCGUACCGGUCUGGAAUACCAGGAUUCGUUACUCGAAACCCUCCCUCCAAACAUUCCACAAGCUCGGACCAGCGGGCGUAUGUGGAACUGACAAAUGAACACUCGUAUGGAGAGCGCUUUUCCGCGUCUACUAGCCCGGGAACGCAACACUGGCCAGCGGAUCAGAGAGGAUCGUUAAGUGUUGAUCACCCAGCUUGCGGAUCCAUAACAACUGAUGAAACGCUCGUGAAUCGAUUUCCAAGCUCCGCUGCUAUGCACCGUUUCUGGAAUUGUUCGCCUAGUAUAGCGCACAAUGGCACAAUUCAGCAGCGUGAUGCUGGGGUAGCUGGGAUUUUGCGAGGUCAUAACCGAAUUCUUCACGGUGAGAAUUUGCCACAUCCGGCACCUCAAAAUCCGCAAUCUGUACGCGUAUGCUAUGACCUUGCAUACGAAGGUGCUGUCAUACCUCCUAACAAUCCAUCAUGCGAUCUAGAAGGACGGGGUGGCCAAUGGCGAACACCGCUAGAGGAUGAAGUACCAGGAGUUGCACCUGCAUUAGGACUAGCCUCAGCUGGAUAUUGUUCGGGCGUGGGGGGAACUGGGAACACGGCAAUAUCUGAGACGAUGUACACUGGAAUUGACAUUCCAAAACCACUAGCCCAAGUAAGUGGAUCCAAGGAAUGCUCAUGGGUAUACAACAGUACCGGAUACUACGAGUCCCCAGAACAUUCCCCAAGUCCCGGACAGCAAACGCACGUAUCGUCCACAGAAUCAACAGGUCAAAUAAGACCCCAGCGAAAACGCAGCCAUGGCCUCGAAAGCAUUCCAUCAACGAUCCCAGCAGCACCAUUCAAAUGUGAUGAGCCUGGCUGCAACGGCAAAUUUAAGCGACAUGAGCACCUGAAAAGGCAUCUGAAAAGCCACACCAAUGAGAAACCGCAUGUUUGCUGGGUUCCCGAUUGCAACAGGAGCUUUUCAAGAAAUGACAACCUCAAUGUGCAUUACGCCACAACCCAUGGAAAAAAGGGAGGUCGAAACCGCUACGUAGCAACGCUGGAUGAGGCAAGUUCAGAGUAUGAUCCAGACUUCCGGGGUGACUUAACUCCGGAUGGGCGGCCAGUUCGCUCUCUGGAAGCCAAUAAUGACAUUGAAAAACAUGUCCAGAUGCGAUAA